Molecule: messenger RNA, 381 nt
Organism: Macrosteles quadrilineatus (aster leafhopper)
Lineage: Eukaryota; Metazoa; Arthropoda; Insecta; Hemiptera; Cicadellidae
Product: U6 snRNA-associated Sm-like protein LSm5
Exons: 3
Coding region: 34-312 (92 amino acids)
Biological process (GO): mRNA splicing, via spliceosome
Cellular component (GO): U4/U6 x U5 tri-snRNP complex; U6 snRNP; Lsm1-7-Pat1 complex
Molecular function (GO): RNA binding
Source: RefSeq, a predicted model, not a curated record
UUUUGUGUUUUGUGACACAUUUUAGUAAUAAAAAUGACAACUAGCGUGGCAACUAAUCCAUCAACUCUCCUUCCUCUCGAACUGGUCGACAAAUGCAUUGGGUCACGUAUUCACAUUAUUAUGAAGAAUGAUAAAGAGAUUGUUGGCACACUGCAGGGGUUUGACGACUUUGUCAACAUGCUGCUAGAGGAUGUGACAGAAUAUGAAGUCACACCUGACGGAAGACGCAUCACCAAGCUUGACCAGAUACUGCUCAAUGGCAACAAUAUCACUAUGUUGGUGCCUGGAGGAGACAUGCCUGGAGAAAAUUAAUGUUUUGUUGACAAAACAAGAAAAUUCCAUUAAUGUCUUGUAUGUAAAUAUAAUUUUUUUACUAUUUGA